Messenger RNA from Batrachochytrium dendrobatidis JAM81, 1272 nucleotides. RefSeq lists its product as uncharacterized. NCBI's taxonomy places the organism in Eukaryota, Fungi, Chytridiomycota, Chytridiomycetes, Rhizophydiales. Bases 93 to 1244 code for a protein of 383 amino acids. The transcript is spliced from 2 exons. The record is from RefSeq and is a predicted model, not a curated record.
GGCCAACUGAUAUUAUCAGAGGUUUUAAAUCAAGAGACCAUCAUAAUUCCUCAGCAUUUGCCAUCAACAUUAUUAUAUACACAUACACUCAUAUGGCUGGAGAUAAGAAACCCGCAUCUUGGGACGAAACCCAGCGGUGGGCAUUGGUUCACUGUGCUCUCAAUCAGCUUCAGGUCGGAGAGCGUCUUGAAGGCUCGUUCAAGUCGUCAGAAUGGGACCGCAUAGCUCAAGACUUUGCUGCCAUUACUCACAAGUCCUAUAUUAAGCAGCAGUUGCAAACCCAACUGGCUAUUCUCAAGCGAGCCUAUAGAGUUGUUCAUGCUUUGCGCACAGAGCCUCGCUUUUUAUGGGUCGAUGGUCUUCCCACUGCCUCGGAGGACACUAUUCAACAGUAUUUGGCUGAGCAUCCCGAAGCGACUCCGUAUAUAACCAUGCGAUUUCCCCUCUACGACGAUCUACAUCAAUUGUUGCAUAAAAAACUUCCUCCGCAGGACUUACUGGGUGUAGAUAUGGAUAAUCAGCGAUUGGUCGUUGCUGCGGCUGCGGCGGCUGCUGCUGCUGCCGAUAUGCAAUUACCUGGCAGUAUUUUCAGAUCUGAAAAAGGCAAAAUCAAUGGGUCUAAUUCUGGUACUAUUGGUAGAACUAACGGUGGAUUAUUGGAAAUGCCUACAGGCUUGGUCAAACUAGACACUUCUACUAAUACUACACAUAGCAACAACUCGGAAGAUGAUGACGACGAAGUAGAUCUGAGCGACUACAUCAAUGGAUCUCCAACCUCUGCACACAAGACACGUAGUUUAACUGCUGCUGCUGCUGCCGCUGCAAUGGCAUCAUCUGCAGCGCUUUCUUCUGCUGGGAAGCGUCAUGCCGCACCUUCUCUUUCCAGAUCUUCAUCAAUUCGCAACCCAUCUAAACGGUCAAAAGCUGCUGUGGCAAUACCUACAUCUAUAACGCCGCCUCCACCUGCUUCGACAGCAGCAGCAGCAUCGCUUCUCAUGGAUUCAUGGGCAGCCAUAGCAGGUCAGCAAGCACUGCCCAAUUUUUCUAGAGAUCACUUUGCAUUGGACUCUACUCAGUUGGCCAUCAAAGCCUUUGUCGAUGCAUAUGGACCAGAAUACUCUGUCGAGCAGAGGCUGGACUAUGCUACACAUCUUCGCGAUGAUGCUGCAGAUGCUAAAAUGUUUCUCGUAAUGGAUGACGAUUGCCGCAAGUUGAUGCUUACUCGUUUUUUUCAGCAGACUUGAAUUUCUACUAAAUAUACUGCAAUGCUCU